Messenger RNA from Cucurbita pepo subsp. pepo (vegetable marrow), 905 nucleotides. RefSeq names its product dirigent protein 7. The record is from RefSeq and is a predicted model, not a curated record. Lineage: Eukaryota; Viridiplantae; Streptophyta; Magnoliopsida; Cucurbitales; Cucurbitaceae.
AAUAUUAAAACAAAAAUGGAAAAUGGGAACAGAGUAUCCAAGCGCCUGGCUUUAUAUAUACAGCCAGAGAGAUGCUAUGGGUCUUUGUCUUUGAGCUCCCACGCCCACGAUUCCAUGGCAAGAAUCUAUCCAUUCUUCGUCUUUCUCUCUUUCUUGAUCUCCUCCGCCAUGGCUGUCGCUAUGCCCGAAGUGGAACACUCCUUUGCAAGAACGGUGGACAGAGAACUUAUGGGCUUCCGAAAAGAGAAGCUGAGCCACUUCCGUUUCUACUGGCACGACGUUAUGAGUGGCAAAAACCCAACCUCGAUCCAAGUGGUGCCCCCUGUUUCGAACAUGUCGAGCACAUUUUUCGGGACUGUCCAAAUGAUCGACAACCCAUUAACAGCAACUCCAGAUCCGAAGUCGAAGCUAUGGGGAAGAGCUCAGGGAUUGUACGCAUCGACUUCGCAGGAGGAGCUUGUGCUGUUAAUGGCGAUGAAUUUGGAGUUUACGAGCGGGAAAUAUAAGGGGAGCUCCAUCACUAUAUUUGGAAGAAACCAAGUUAUGGCAAAAGUUAGGGAGAUGCCUGUGAUCGGUGGAAGUGGGCUGUUCAGAUUCGCGAGAGGGUAUGCGGAAGCCAGAACCAGCAAGGUAGAUUUCAAGACCGGGGAUGCUGUUGUUGAAUAUAACAUUUACGUACUUCAUUAUUGACCCCAUUUAUUUUUUUGUCUGUGUUUGCGUUUUGUUUCCUUAAUUUAGUUGUUUGGAACAGAACAGAGUAUGUUUUUGGUUUCAAUAAUUUAAAAGUCUGUUUGUGUUAGUGGGUUUGGUGGGUGAAAGUGGAAGGCCGGGAGUGGGUUUCCUAUUGUGUCAUUUCAACCUCCAUUAACUUUUCUUCAUAUUCUACAAACUAUAUGAAUUGCGAA